UGGCACUCUUCCAAAGCGCCUUCACCUCCCAACACCUUUGGGGCCCAAAUUCUCCACUUCCACACCAAGUCUGACUAUCUCAUUUGGAUUGGUAAUGUGGGCUGCCAAUCAGGGUAUGAAAACUGUCGCACGCAGGCCCAAUACACGUGGAACAAUGGGCAGAAUUGGUGGUUGGUGGAAGACUAUGUUGUCAACUGUGACUGGGCACACGAUGAGGAGCUGCGGAUUGAUUCAUCUCAGAUUCUAUGCGAGUCAUACACGGACAAACAGGGCUCGCAGGUGUUUUUCAGGAAAGAGAAUGCAUUGCAGCUUGUGUCUGGGAUGGACUAUUACACGACAAAAAUGAAGCUGUUUGAUCAUGUCAUGGGGUUCACCAAGUCUUCGGAGUUUUUGAUCGUGGGUGAGUACCUCCUGAUGAGGGGCACACUUAACCUCCAGGUCUCACUUGAUGGACGAAUGUUUGCUUCUGGGAACUUCCCUCCUGGCAUGCAUCCAGAUUCUCACGCAUACACUGUCCUCAAGUCAAGCACUAAAUCCAUCUUCCUACUCAUGACCAUGAACGAGUUUCCAAUGCCAUGGGGCAACAUCCUCAAAUCCAACUCCAACGGAACUUACUUUGGAUUGUCCAUCGAGAACAUGAACAAGAACAAUGGUGGUUUUGUCAACUUUGAGAAGUUUGCGGGGUUGGACGGCAUCACAAUGGUCAAUGUAGUGGCCAAUCCUGCAGAGGCUACCCUCAUGGGAUGUAAGGCUCUGCAGAUGAGGAUCACCCAUAAUGACGAUGGCACUUGGAAGCCACUUCUACCUCCUUCAGUGGAUUCACUGGGUCUGAAGUACCCUUGUAGGUCAGGCUGUGCACUCCACGUUCAUGGGUAUACAGAGUGCUUCGAUGCCUGGGCAACAUAUAGCAGCCCAUCCAUUGUCGGCGUGGUGAUGGCAGUUGGGAAUGUGGGUGAUUUGCUUGCCACCUACAUGGAGAGCGAUACCUUCCUGUCCCAGGAUGGCAGGUUCACAUCAGAGGAAGUUCACAAAGAUGCCCAUCUCUGGGAGUUCGGCGACUCAGGGUCUAUCAUUGUAAUUGUGAACGAUGAGGAGCCGACGGACCACAUCCUGUUUACCAUAGAUGAGGGUCUCACUUGGCAAGAAUUCAAGUUCAUGACUGAGAAGAUCAGAGUGAGGGAUAUUAUAACAGUGACAGAGGAUACAAGCCGGAAGUUUAUGCUCCUGGGUCGUUAUCCCGCGACGGCUGGCUCGGUGAUUGUGCAUUUAGACUUCUCACCUCUCACACAUAGAAAAUGUGAGCUGGGCCUCGUGGAUGUGGAAAACCCUGGGCACGAUGACUUUGAGCUGUGGAGCCCCAGCAAAGAAAGAGACUCACUUUGCUUGUUCGGUCGACAGACACUCUACCAUUGCCACAAACAGGAUGUGAACUGUGUUGUUGGAGACACACCCAAGGCACUAGACAACAUUGUAUGGAAUUGCACUUGUACACUGGAGGACUUUGAGUGCAAAUUCAACUAUGUCUGCAACAGGGAAGGUGAAUGUGUUAUUGUGCCAGCGACGAGUCCACGACCGCCUGAUAAUUCAUGUCACAAUGGAGAAGACUAUUGGUAUGAAUGCACAGCGUACCUCAAGGUGCUCUACUCCACUUGUGAAGGUGGCAACCACAUAGACCGAGGUCAUCACCAAAACUGCCCAAAUGUC
This is a messenger RNA of Suillus bovinus, 1704 nucleotides long. RefSeq lists its product as uncharacterized. Gene Ontology annotation, cellular component: Golgi apparatus; membrane. The transcript is spliced from 8 exons. The record is from RefSeq and is a predicted model, not a curated record. NCBI's taxonomy places the organism in Eukaryota, Fungi, Basidiomycota, Agaricomycetes, Boletales, Suillaceae. Gene Ontology annotation, biological process: protein targeting to vacuole; Golgi to endosome transport; Golgi to vacuole transport. The annotation marks the transcript as partial.